CUAUUUACACAAUACACUUGUACACUAAUUACCUUUAAUACCCAAAUAACCUUAAGGGAUCCAUCUCCUCACACCUCGAGUGAGCAGUGCAAAGCAACCGAAGAGCAAGUGAAAGAUUGUUUUUUUAGAGCUAAACGGGUCGUUUUUUUUCGAGAAAACUGCGGAAAAAUGACAGGGGGUGAAAAUUGUGACGCAGUUGUGUAAAAAAUUAGUGCUUGCAAACACGUCGGAUGUGAUCUGGCGCAUUACUGUACGUCCCUAUGAAAGAUCAACUGCAUGUCGUUAUGAAAGAAAUGUCUUUGAUCAAAGAUAGAAAAUCUUUUUUGCAGCAUUUGGGUCGCAUUCAUCAGUUGGGGAGAGUACCGAUUGAAAUUAUGAUUUGAGGAAUUCUGGGAAAUGUGGUUUAUUCAACCGAACCAUUUCAUUGGCAAACACAGGCGUUGUUUGUCAUUAGACUACAUUCCCCAGAAGUCCACAGACUCUCCAGAUACUUUGUAAAGUCGUUGCAAGUUGUGCGUGUAUACACUCAUAUGUGAACUAUGUGGCGGAAAAUCCUAUUUUCAACUGCAGUCAAUUAUAGAGAUGUGAAUGUUUGAAAUGUUUUGGUGUGAAUUCGAGUAAUACUGUUUCUUACAUGUUUUGGGUAUUUCAUAUCCACUGGCAUUCCUGACAACUGCGUCACACGUUCACAAAUAGUCUCAUUUUAUGUCUAGUUUGCUUUUAAUAAGGUCCUGGAUUAUAUACCGGAUUAUGUUUAAACUGGAUAUCUUUCAUUAACUCUGAAUUUAAUGUUGUUUCAGGGGCUUGUCUACUCGCACAGCGCUUGUACAGAAAGGCCUGCACCGAUACGUAAUUUUCUAGAUCUGAAUAACGAGAACGUGGAAGUUUAUAAUGUGUGCAGAAUGAAUCAUAUGCGUAUGUCAUUUUCACAUUGCUAUGUCUCUGUCUUCAAUCCCUCUAUAAAUGCAUAAUACUAACCUACUUUUCAUGCGCCAGCACAUUGUUUUAUUCUUUGAGCAUUGUAAUUAGGUUUUUCCACUUCGACUAAACGGUCUAAUAAAUACCUAAUAAUUUAUUAUUCAUAUUAUUUGAAAACAAGCUUCAAAACAAGUAAAGUUAAUGAAAUAAAAGUUACAUCAAAUAUAAGCAGUAAGCAUUUACAGUAUAGAAGGGAUUACUAUAGACCACCUUUGCCAUGUUAUUCAUUUCAUUAUAACAAAUGAAAAUAAGAUCCAUGCACUUCAAAAUAGAGCUUCUUUAUGCUUUAGAAUGUGAUAUUUCUUUCCAUUGCACUGCAUGAGGACAAUUUUUAGACACUGAGGCAUAGUGGACCUUUAAAAAGAUGCCAUUAGCUUUUCACAACCCACAUCUAUUCAUAUCUGAAUAUCAUUUUUGACAUUUAGGCUAUAUGAUCUUGAAGAAUACCCUGAAUGGAAAAACUGGAUCUAAAGGCUGACUGGAGCAGAUGCUUCUUUCCCAUGUCCUCAAUAAUUUCAACGUAUACACUGUGCGAACAUAUAUACACACCACAACAAGCAACACACAGAAACCUAUGUACAGCCCAGAUGCUUGUACAUAACUGCCAGGAGUAACAGAUGUUUAUUUUUAUAUGUCCCUCACAGAUUUCCAGCUGAACUCUCAUUUGUCCACACUGGCCAGUAUCCACAAGAUCUACCACACCCUGCACAGGCUGAACCUGACAGAAGACGUCGGCCCAGAGACUCACGCCUGCUGCUCCAGAGCCAUGCCCCCCAGGAAAAAGAGGAGACCCACUGCUGGAGAUGACCUGUCUGCUAAGAAGAGCCGGCAGGAUAAUGUUUACAGAAAACAGGAGACAUUGCAAAUUCAGGAAGCUGAAGCUUUUUCUAGCAAGAGAUGUCUAGAAUGGUUCUACGAAUAUGCAGGGUGCGACGAUGUUGUUGGACCGGAGGGCAUGGAGAAAUUCUGUGAAGACAUUGGAGUGGAGCCAGAGAAUGUAGUGAUGCUGGUAUUGGCCUGGAAGCUUGAUGCCCAGAGUAUGGGUUACUUCACUUUACAGGAGUGGCUCAAGGGAAUGGGCUCAUUGCAAUGUGACUCUACUGAAAAACUCAGGAACUCUCUAGACUACCUGAGGUCUGUCCUCAAUGAUGCCACCAGUUUCAAGCUCAUUUACCGAUAUGCCUUCGACUUUGCCAGGGAGAAGGAUCAAAGGAGUUUAGACUUAAAUACUGCCAAGUGCAUGCUGGGACUUCUGCUUGGGAAGACCUGGCCAUUGUUUCCAGUGUUUAACCAGUUUCUAGAACAAUCUAAGUAUAAGGUUAUAAAUAAAGAUCAAUGGUGCAAUGUUCUAGAGUUCAGUAGGACUAUCAAUCUUGAUCUCAGUAACUAUGAUGAGGACGGGGCCUGGCCAGUGCUUUUGGACGAGUUUGUGGAGUGGUAUAAAGACCGAGAGAUGUCGUAGCGACAGCUUCCCCACGCCUACCACCAUCACCAACUAGAUAGACCAACUAAUCGCCAACAAUCACCAUGACAAUGACGACAGAAACGGCUUUGAAACAAACAUCUAGAAAACAAAGUACAAAUCAAUACUGAAGUGUUUGGGAAAGACUGAUGGUGGCCCCUGGUGCUGAGGGCUUGAGUGUGUGAGUGUUUGCAUAGAAUGUAAUUAUCAAUGCACAUGUUUGUAUGUCGCCCUUUUAGCCGGGGCCAUAGGAGGGUCACUGGUGGUUGUGUGUUGGAGAAACAGCACCUCACCGACUCCACCUAAUGUCCCCCAUAGCCCACAAUGCAUUGUGGGUAAGCACACGGCCAGUCUUGGUGCCGCCUUCCCACCCCACUGUGAUGUUUCAUAUUGCUGUGAAUGUUUCAAUAGGCUCUUAUAAGGAGGAUGAACUUGGAUUCUCCACAAUGCAGGGUAGGUAAAACUCCCAUACUGUCGGAAGUGUAGGUAAUUUAGGCCUGAAAGGAAAGGAAAGAGAAGAACCUGCUUGGCUUUUUACUGAAGGUCAGUGACUUCUUACUAAGGUUCAAAAUGGAAAUAGCUUACAGUGUCACUCUGCUGAAGUGGUCCAAACACUGUUAACUAUGGCUUUUAUGUUGGAGGAUGAUGACAGUCAGGGCAUGUUACCAUAGAUACACAGUGACCUUUGCCAUAAGUUUUAUUUUUACCAGUCUCACUGCACUUGGAUGCCAUUUAAUAAAGCGCACCACAUGCAAGAGUGUCAAAGACAUUCUGCUGUAAGUACUUCCAGUGGUGUUGUUAUAUCAGUAUCCCUUUCACCAUUUACAUUCUUGAUUUUGAUUAUGAGAUCAACAAGAACAGCUUUACUGUUCAUAACUUGAAAAACAGUGGGUUAUACUUAUCGUGAGCGUAGAGCCCAGUAUCUUUUUCCUGGCUCGCAUUACCAUUGUGUAUUCGCACUGCAAUGGCAAGAUAUGGCCAUCUUGUAGAGGAUUGUGAGCAGGUUAAAGUGACUCUGGAAUGCAUUCACUAUAUCAUUUGAUUUCUUAGCAAUGUAACUAUACUGUGCAUGUCAUGGUUAAAAUGACAGGACGUGGAUCUAAGGGAGAGAUGACGAGAGAAAGCUGUUAAAAGUGCACUUUUGAUUUCUGUGAUGAAUUGCCACAAAAAUAUUAAAAACAGGUAUCCUGCCCUAAACACUGGCACUCCUUUGGCCACAUCCUCUUCCACAGAUCUUGUGGUCAAAUGUGAUCACCUUAACCCAUAGUGACCAAUGCCUAGCAACUAUUUAACGUUCUAGUUAUGUUUGUAAAACUGUUGAGUUUUGUCUAUGGCUGUGGCGUGAAGCUAACUUGUCAUCUGAACAAGAAAAAAAAUGCAUGCAUGCAUUCUGCAAUUAGAGCCGUCUUUGUGAAUGAAUGAGAAUUUUUCUUUUUGUACUUUUUUUUUUUUUUUUUUUGGCUCUUGUUUAUUUUUUGUACAGGUAUUUGUAGAAGUGGACUUUUUUUGUGCUUAAUUUGGGUAUCCGCGGUCAUGCAGUCUUAACGCUUUAUGAAAAACAUGAUUGUGUGAUGGUAUUUAGAGCUUAAACACACUUGUAACCUCAUCUGUUGAGAUGUUCUUCUCUGCAUUGCCUUCUCCACCAUCUCCACCAAGUGCUAAACUACCAUGUACAUGAGUGACUGCAGCAUUUCAGUAUAUCUGCAAUUUCAUGUAAACAUACUAAUUUUAUGUUCAUGUCAUACAGAGGCAGACAAAAUCAUUAUUAACUUUAUUAAAGCUUAUUUAGGCUAACAAAAAAGGGUUACAAAACAUUUUUGUUCUGUUUUAGGAUUUUUUUUCUUCUACUUUUUCUGAAAAGGUUGCUCACCAUAAAUUAUUUAUCAAGUAUUCACCCAGCAUCUAAGAAGCCAACAGUCUAUGUAUGCUGUGCAUGCUGGCCAGAAUCCAUUUGAAAAAUGUCUACAGACACUUGUUCUUGAAUCCCAUUCAUCUGCACCUGUUUGUGCCUGAGGGAAAUAGUGGUUUUAAAAUUAUUUCAACAGAUAGACAAGUUCCCUGUGUUGUUAUGACUGUUGCUUUUGUUGGGGGAGUAUGUAAUGCAGAGGGCUGAGCAUUCUCAUCUGACUGUAUAUAUGUAUGGAUGUGUGUGUAUAUGUGUUUGUUUUCACUGUAACCUCUCUACAUUCAGUAUAUAUAAAGGGGUUUAUUAACGAAACGUGGAGUCAUUUCAUCUGUUUUAGAUAAAGGAAUGGAAGACUUAGACUAACAACUGUUCUGAAGUUAUGCUAAGACUUUACCCCUGUUUGCUGGAAAGCUAGUAUUCAACGAAAACAAUUAAUAUUUAACCCCUUAACUGUCACUCACAGUUUUCACGAAUGAAAACAUUUUGUAACAUGAUUUUGAUGUACCAUUUCCAUGGUAAUGCAAUGUCUGAUUUUAAAAUGUGUUUCAAAGGAUGAAUUUUGAGAUUUUAAGUUUUCAACUGAUAUAUAAUUUAUGAUUUCUAAAGUGUGAUAGAGAAAAAGGCAACUAAGAAGACUUUCUGUGACAAAGGUCAGAACUGUUAUGAUGUAGAUUUUUCAGGUGCACUCUUGUCAUAAAUUAAUCUAUUACUUUUCCUACAUAAU
Messenger RNA from Onychostoma macrolepis, 5070 nucleotides. RefSeq names its product DCN1, defective in cullin neddylation 1, domain containing 4 (S. cerevisiae) (gene dcun1d4). NCBI's taxonomy places the organism in Eukaryota, Metazoa, Chordata, Actinopteri, Cypriniformes, Cyprinidae. Bases 1610 to 2440 code for a protein of 276 amino acids. Gene Ontology annotation, molecular function: ubiquitin conjugating enzyme binding; cullin family protein binding; ubiquitin-like protein binding. The record is from RefSeq and is a predicted model, not a curated record. Gene Ontology annotation, biological process: positive regulation of ubiquitin-protein transferase activity; protein neddylation. Gene Ontology annotation, cellular component: ubiquitin ligase complex. The transcript is spliced from 11 exons.